AUGGAAGGUCUCCAGCAUCAGCAGUCCAGCAUUCUGGAGAGGCAGCUAGUUCAGACGCUGCUGGAUGAGGUGUGGCCGCGUCUGAGCUGGACCGCGCAGUCCAGGAACGUGCUGGUUAUUGGUUGUGCCACUGGAGAGACCAUGUGUCUCGACCUGUUGCCGCGACUGCCGCAAGAUGUUUUCACCGUCGCAGGCGACGGGCGACCCGAGAUGGUUGCUGAGUGCGUAGCAAGAUUUCCUUUCCAUAACGUGGGCUACAUUACCGUGGACUUUGGUGCUCCUGACAUCCAAGCGACUCAGGCAUGGAACCUGGUACCGUACACGAAGAUCUUCAGCUUCUUCUACUUGCAGUCGGUACGGGAUCAGAAGUAA
Molecule: messenger RNA, 372 nt
Organism: Schistocerca serialis cubense
Lineage: Eukaryota; Metazoa; Arthropoda; Insecta; Orthoptera; Acrididae
Exons: 1
Coding region: 1-372 (123 amino acids)
Source: RefSeq, a predicted model, not a curated record